This is a messenger RNA of Stylophora pistillata, 3660 nucleotides long. RefSeq names its product protein phosphatase 1 regulatory subunit 3B. Gene Ontology annotation, cellular component: protein phosphatase type 1 complex. The record is from RefSeq and is a predicted model, not a curated record. Gene Ontology annotation, molecular function: protein phosphatase 1 binding; glycogen binding. NCBI's taxonomy places the organism in Eukaryota, Metazoa, Cnidaria, Anthozoa, Scleractinia, Pocilloporidae. Gene Ontology annotation, biological process: regulation of glycogen biosynthetic process.
AACUGUAUACUAAAUUUAACCCGCCUAUCAGAUCGUAUCAAGGCGUCCGUGCGUGAUCAGUCGCACGUUUAGUCAUUUUGCGCAUUUAGCGUAAAUGUUUAUUGUUAUCGGCGGUGUGGGGACCAAAACAAAGUCAUUUUGCCGUUAAAACGAUGGAUAUACACGUGUGAACCUUAGUAGAACGUGACUGCAGCGAGAGUUUGUGUAAUCAUGAACGAUCGGGUGCCUUUGAGAAGGGUCAACUCAGUUUUCCCUCCGUUCUCCGAAGUCAACGAACUCGACGAGCUCGACGAGCUCGACGGCGAUGGCGGUGAGAAUAGUUGCCAGUCUAUACUCCGCAAGCAUAAAUCACUUCCUCCACCGCGAAAAAAAAGUGUGCAGUUUGCGGAUGGCUGCGGGAAACCUCUCGUUUCUGUUUACAGCGACGAUGAGUACAACAUACACGUCGCUUUGCAAAUGACCAAACGUGAACUUCAGCGAGCGAAGAAAAUUUUGCAUGUUUGUUUUUCACAACCGGUUGCAUCAGAACAGUUCAGAGACAAGUUAGAGUUGCAGACGGUUUGUCUUGAAAACGCUGUGGCUUCACAAAACUCAAUCUGGGGAACGAUAAAGGUGAAAAACAUCUGUUAUCACAAACGUGUAACAAUUAGGUACACUUUAGAUAGUUGGAGUUCUUCUGCAGACUUGGAGGCGGUCUAUGUACCUGAAUCUAACGAUGGGGCAACAGACAGAUUUUCAUUUGCUAUAACGCUUCCUGAAUAUUUCCUCGCUUCUGGAGGAGCUUUAGAGUUUGCUGUUCGCUUUGAAGGCGAAGGAAUAGAGUUCUGGGACAAUAACAGUGGCCAAAACUACCGCAUUGAGUGCAUGGAGGACACGGGAUCUAACGGGGCAAAGUUCAAUAGAAUGGCGAACCUAUUUAGAAAUGGUUUUCGGCGGUAAACAAAGUAACCAGAACAAGAUAUUACAUCGAUAUUUCCGCAACCAACCAAGUGAAAAUAACAAAAGAGUUAGCACUAGUGAACGCUUAUUUCUGACUGAAUUUCUUUGUUUACUUCAAUUUACACCACGUUAAGACUUUUUCUGAAGGCCUCUUUUCAACUAUCGUUCAAUACCUUGAAGGCAACAUAGAAAACACUAAGAUGACGGUCACGUUUGCGAUAUUUAAAGUCCAGUUCAAAUAACGAAAGACUGAAGAUCAUCGUGUUUCAAUGUAUUGAAACUGAGCCUGGACAUUAAAUACUCUUGAGAAUUCUCACGCCUUCCAGCGCGGCGAUGUUUCCUCUGGAUUGGUUUUUUCACGUGAGUUUUAUUUUGAACAUAUGGUUUACUUGCUAUCUAAGCUAUUUGCAAGUUGUCGUUACGAUGGGUAAAACGAAGUCAGGAAAAUGAAACAUAACUUAUCAAUAUUGUCAAAAUGACUUGAAUUUGAAAUUAGCAAUCUCACAACGUGACAAAGUCACGCAAGACGUGAAUUUUUUUGACAAAUUUAUGUAAAAUUGUAUCAGAAAGUUUCAUUUCUUUCUUUACAGUGUUGCCUCUGGAAACCAUUUUCAAAGUUUAAUUUUUUUGACCAAGCAAACUUUGAUUUUCCUUUUAUCCUUGAUAAACCUCCCAUUAUCUUAUUUUAUGAUUUCAGUAUUUAAUAUUGUGUUUUCUAUGAUUUGUGAUAUUUUUUAGUCAUAACUUGUAAGAUGAUUUCUAUUUUGGUCCUUGGGAGAGCUUUCAGAGACAUAUAAAGGCUUUUUGCAGGCCCUUCCUUUUAUUUCUUCCUACAACUUUGAACAUAAUUCAUUUUAUGUCUUAUCUUAAAUUGUGGUUACAAAUAGCACUUGUUUGUGUUAAUUUUUUUAGCACAGAUCUGAUCUCUGUCUAUACAUUGUACUUUUUUUUAAGUAGAUUGCUCUCAGGGAGGUUGAAGCUUUGCUCUAGGAAUUGUUAUCUUUAAUACAUUACAGUUCCCAUUAAUCGGGGAGGAGUUCCCAGUAUUUUUCAAUUGAUUUCUUCAUUUAAUAAGAAAAAAAGUAGGCAUCAUGAAAUUGUAAAAUGAACUGUUUUUGCCACACCAUUUGAAUGAAUAGUUAAACUUAAGAGCAGUUAAACAAGACCAUUUAGGUAAAAAGUAUUUUUUUAAUUUGCUGGGAACUUAGAGGAGAAUAUUGUAAGUUACAAGUUAGUAUUUGCAAAUAUGUUCAGGGCUUUGCUCUAGCAGUGCCUGAUGGUCCCUAGCACCUUACUUUUGCUCUUGGGCGACUCAGGAAUCUUAGUUUUUUCAUAAAAAGCAUACGCUGGGCACCCGGGAUUUCACAGUUUCAGAGCACUGGGCUCCCCUCAAGUUUUCUUAGAGCACAGCCUUGAAAUAUAAUUGCUUCUGCAGAUUUUUGAUCAUAUGUACCUUUUACUAACCAAUUUCAUGGUCCACACUUUAAAUUACCAAGCACGUUUUUAAGCUUGAGUUUAUGGCCAAGUAUGAAGCUUGUAUGCCAUAAAUCAGAGCAAAAAAAAUUGAGUUUAGUAACUUACAGUACGGACUGAGAAAAUGAGGUUAGGAAGACAUCUGUUAAAUUUCUGGGUUCAAAUAGAGAGAGAAGAUUUCAAUCCAAACACACUAUUGAAUAUAAGAAGUCUGUAGAGGAAAGGCAAUAACUAGUCCAUUUCACCAUAACAUACACUCAGUUUCAUAAACAUUGACACCUAACAAAGCAUAUACGAAACAGUGAGACUCAAAAGUUUCUGUGUAGUGUCCAUAUAUCUACACAAACGGUGAUUUACUUCUAAAUCUUUUUCAUGUCAUAUAUUUGACAAGAUAAUUCUUUUCAUUCAGGAAGUGGAUAGCUUUGAUUAUUCCCCACAUACAGCUGUGGUAAUAAUGUACAAAAUAAUCAUAUGCAUGCCCAUAGGGCCUUAUGGUCUAGUUAUUCAGGGCUGUGGAAGGUGUCAAGGUUUUUUCAACUGAGUGUUUCACUUCAAUCCAAUUUCAAAUCAUGGCAGAUUUUGUAGCCAUCUUAUAUGAAUCGUUUGCAUUCUAAAGGCUCCUGUCAGAGAGAGAGAGAGGUGUAUAAAUUCGAUGGAUAAAUGUUGUAAGGUUAGGAUAUGGAUAGCUUUGAUUAUUCCCCACAUACAACUGUGGCAAUAACUUACAAAAUAACCAUAUACUCAUAGUGCCUUAUGGUCUCAUUAUUUGGGGCUGUGUAAGGUGUCAAGGUUUUUGCAACUGAGUGUUUCACUUCGAUCCACUUUCAAACCAUGACAGACUUUGUAGCCAUCUUAAACAAAUCGUGCGCAUUCUUGAGGCUCCUGUUAGAGAGAGAGGUGUAUAAAUUUGACCGAUAAAUUUUGUAAAUUUGCUCAAGUUUCAGUGUAGGUAGAGUCAUUAAUUUUGAAAAGAGUUGGUGAACUCAGUAUUCAUCUAAAGAUAAAAUAAACAAUUUUUAUUAGAAGAGAAAAAUCCCAUCUGGAAACUUGAUUUUUCUCUUCUAUUAAGAACUCAGUAUUGUUAUGUUAACUAGUGUGUUAACUUAACAAAUGUACAGCUGAAUACCAGUAGACCAUAUGAUGUUCUGUAAUAUAUGAGACAUCUUUCAAGUAGCAUUGGAUGAUGUAUUAAGAAAAUAUGCUUUGAAAAUAUUGUUAAAUGAACAAAUAAAAGUAUUGGAAAGUGGU